AUGAAGAAUCAAUUAAGACAAGGUUCCGUACUCUAUUUUUUACCAUUUAUUCAUUGGCGUCCACCCCGUCAUAUAUUAGCAGUGAGCGAUGAAGAGCAUGCAGCAGUACGCCGGAAGAAAGGAAUUAUAGUGGACGGUAAUAGUGUACCUCCUCCGAUUGGUAGUUUCAUUGAAAUGAAAUUUCCCCCUGCAGUAAUCAAAGCUUUACGCGACAAAAAAAUCAUUUGUCCAACUGUUAUUCAAAUGCAAGGAAUACCAGUUGCACUUUCAGGACGCGACAUGAUCGGUAUAGCUUCAACUGGUUCUGGCAAGACUUUGACAUUUGCUUUGCCAUUGGUUAUGUUUUGCUUGGAGCAAGAAGUAUCUCUGCCAUUCCGACAUGGCGAAGGGCCAUAUGGUUUAAUCAUUGUGCCUUCGCGUGAAUUAGCAAAGCAGAUUCAUGACGUCAUAGAAAGAUUGUUUGAGAAUAUUUGCGAUGACACGAAGUUUCCCAGACUUCGAGUUGGUCUAUGCAUUGGUGGAUUACCAAUUAGUGAGCAGGCGAGAGUUUUUGAAAGAGGUGUUCAUGUGUGUGUUGCAACGCCUGGUCGUUUAUCAGAUUUAUUAAGCAAAAAAAUUUUCAAUUUGCAAGUCUGUCGAUACUUGGUACUAGAUGAAGCGGACAGGAUGCUUGAUAUGGGCUUUGAAGAAGAAAUACGGACUAUUUUUUCAUUUUUCAAGGGUCAGCGGCAAACUUUACUCUUCUCAGCAACAAUGCCUCGUAAAAUACAGAACUUUGCUCGAUCGGCUUUAGUUCGUGCAGUGAUUGUAAAUGUUGGACGUGCUGGUGCUGCGUCACUGAAUGUUGUUCAGGAAAUUGAAUAUGUUCGAGCUGAUGAGAAACUUACUAGAAUACUGGAUUGUUUGCAAAAAACAGCUCCAAGAGUUUUAAUAUUUGCGGAGAAAAAGAGUGAUGUGGACAAUAUUUAUGAAUAUUUGUUAGUUAAAGGAGUUGACGUGGCUUCUCUACAUGGUGGAAAAGAUCAAAAGGACCGUCAUACCGGAGUCGAUGCCUUUAGGAGAGGCGAAAAAGAUGUUCUGGUAGCAACCGAUGUUGCUUCGAAAGGUCUGGAUUUCGAAAAUAUUCAACACGUGAUCAAUUUCGAUAUGCCUGAAGAUAUCGAAAAUUACGUGCAUCGCAUUGGUCGUACAGGACGUUCUGGCAGGAAGGGAAUGGCGACAACCUUCAUAAAUAGAAGAGCAGAUAUGUCUGUGCUGCAAGAUUUACGAGCUUUACUGCUCGAAGCUGGUCAACAAUUGCCCUUGUUCCUUCGAGACAUGGGUGGUCCGGAAUUAGAGCAGCCUAGUGAUUCUACAAAUGCUGACGACAAAGGUUGUGCAUAUUGCUCUGGAUUGGGUCAUCGUAUCACAAAUUGUCCGAAAUUAGAAAAUGUUCAAACAAAGACAGCAGCUUAUCUUUCUCGCCCAGAUUACGGAGGCGAGGAAAUUUAA
This is a messenger RNA of Acanthocheilonema viteae, 1491 nucleotides long. The record is from the annotation of a GenBank genome assembly. NCBI's taxonomy places the organism in Eukaryota, Metazoa, Nematoda, Chromadorea, Rhabditida, Onchocercidae.